Molecule: messenger RNA, 1392 nt
Organism: Arxiozyma heterogenica
Lineage: Eukaryota; Fungi; Ascomycota; Saccharomycetes; Saccharomycetales; Saccharomycetaceae
Gene: MST1
Product: threonine--tRNA ligase MST1
Exons: 1
Coding region: 1-1392 (463 amino acids)
Biological process (GO): mitochondrial threonyl-tRNA aminoacylation
Cellular component (GO): cytoplasm
Molecular function (GO): ATP binding; threonine-tRNA ligase activity
Source: RefSeq, a predicted model, not a curated record
AUGAAGUGUAAAAAUCAAAUAUCGAUACUCAAUAGAAGGUUUCUAACAACUAAAUCAAAGAUUACUUCUCCUCAUACGACAAACUCUGUCUCAAAUCCAACCAGUUUGAUUCAAGAUAUUGCUCUUAGACAAAAAUUGUAUAUAACAGACCCUGUUUCCCCUGGUUCCAUCUUUUUUUUACCAAAUGGAACCAAAAUAUUCAAUAAAUUGGUACAGUUUAUGAAAUUACAACAACAACAAUCUUUAUUCCAAUACAAUGAAGUCAUAACCCCCUUAAUCUAUAGAAAAUCCUUAUGGGAAAGAUCUGGUCAUUGGGAAAAUUACCAAGAUGAUAUGUUUAAAGUGGAAGGGAUCGACUUAUCCAAGAAAACUUUGGGUUUAAAACCUAUGAAUUGCCCAGGUCAUUGUGUAAUGUUUAGCAGAUUUGAUCAUUCAUAUCAAGAAUUACCAAUUAGAUACACAGAUUUCUCUCCAUUACAUAGAAAUGAGGCCUCAGGGGCUUUAAGUGGACUAACACGAUUAAGAAAAUUUCAUCAAGAUGAUGGUCAUAUCUUCUGUACAAAGGAACAAAUCGAAUCUGAAAUAGUUAACUGCCUGAAAUUGGUAGAUCUUUGUUAUAAUCAAGUGUUUAAAUUUAAUAAAACAAGCGAUUCCGCACUGAGUUACACUAUUAACUUGUCAACUAGACCUACUGAUCAUUACAUUGGUGACAUAUCUGUGUGGAAUCAUGCUGAAGAUGUCUUAAAAUCCGUCCUCAAGAAAAUAAAUAAACCAUGGCAAUUAAAUGAGGGAGAUGGUGCAUUCUACGGUCCUAAAUUAGAUAUUAUGGUACCUGAUCAUAAUGGCAAAAAACAUCAAGUAGCCACCAUUCAAUUAGAUUUUCAAUUACCACAAAGAUUUAAUUUAAAAUUUAAAAAUAAAAAUAAUGAAUAUGAAAUGCCAAUUAUGAUCCAUAGAGCUAUUUUUGGUUCUAUUGAAAGAUUUAUGGCUCUAUUAAUUGAACAUUAUAAGGGAAAAUGGCCAUUUUGGUUGAACCCAUGCCAAGCGAUGAUUAUUCCUAUAAAGACCGACAAUAAAAAACAAGUAGAUCAAUGUAGAAAGUUAAAAAAAAGAUUGUGUGGGGAAGUUAAUGACUAUAAUAGUGAUACUUUAAAACCAAUGCCAUUCAAUAGUCAUUGUUUUAAUGUUGAUAUUGAUGAAAGGUCAGAAUCUGUUGGCUACAGAAUCAAAGAUGCAUUAUAUAAAGAUUACUCUUAUUUAAUUAUUGUUGGUGAAAAUGAGGCUAACAAUAACACUUUUAGCGUGAGAACAAGAGAAGAUAGGACCAUACAUCAAUUAACAGAAGAUGAAAUCUACGAAAAAUUUUGUGAAUUAGAAAGGAGCUUUCAGUGA